This is a messenger RNA of Osmerus eperlanus (European smelt), 7039 nucleotides long. RefSeq names its product ubiquitin protein ligase E3 component n-recognin 2 (gene ubr2). The coding region runs from base 76 to 5340 and encodes 1754 amino acids. The record is from RefSeq and is a predicted model, not a curated record. Gene Ontology annotation, molecular function: ubiquitin protein ligase activity; zinc ion binding. NCBI's taxonomy places the organism in Eukaryota, Metazoa, Chordata, Actinopteri, Osmeriformes, Osmeridae. The transcript has 47 exons. Gene Ontology annotation, biological process: ubiquitin-dependent protein catabolic process via the N-end rule pathway.
CUCCUCACUCUCUUCGCACAAACGGCUGAUUUCCGUUUCCUCAACUGAGCAAGUACAGCAGUAGAUGGAUUGAAGAUGGCGGCGGCCGAAUCUGAUCGUGAAGUACCGUCUGCACUCUGUCCAAAAUUCGUCAAUUUUUCUGCCAAGGAUACAGCUUCGAAAUGGCUCCAAGUGUCAGACCUGCCCAAGGAGGUAUACCAGCACAUGGCCCUCUAUGUGCCCCAAAUCUACUGCCUGGGCCCCAAUCUGAACCCCCAGAGAGAGGACCUGCGGGCCCAGCUGCUCCUGCAGGCUCCCUUGGAGUGGUACCUGUGUGGGGAGGACCCCUCCACAGGCCUGGCCAAGCUGCAGCAGAGCAACCAGCCCUCACAGCUCUGCGGACAUGUCUUCAAAGUGGGCGAGCCCACCUACUCAUGCAGGGAGUGUGCCGCUGACCCCACAUGUGUGCUGUGUAUGCAGUGCUUCCUGGGCAGUGUGCACAAAGAACACCGCUACAGGAUGACUACCUCUGGGGGAGGGGGCUUCUGCGACUGUGGAGACACGGAGGCCUGGAAGAAGGGCCCUUACUGUCACAAACACGAGCCCAACAUCAGCGACGCCUCUCAGGAGGACCCGCUGGCCCACAUGUCCGCCGACAUGAUCGCCCGCUGCUACAACGUCUUCUCCAUCAUCCUGAAGUACGCCGUGGACAUGCUCACCUGGGACAAGGAGGACGAGCUGCCCGAGGGCCUGGAGCCUCCAGAUCGAGGUGACACCUACUACUGCAUGCUCUUCAACGAUGAGGUGCACACGUACGAACAGGUCAUCUACACCCUGCAGAAGGCGGUCAACUGCACCCAGAAAGAGGCCGUCAGUUUCGCCACCACGGUGGACAGGGACGGACGUAAAUCAGUGCGCUAUGGGGACAUCCAAUACUGCGAGCAGGCCAAGUCAGUCAUAGUGAGGAACACCAGUCGUCAGUCCAAGCCUCUGCGGGUGCAGGUCAUGCACUCCUCAGUGGUGGCUCACCAGUGCUUCGCUCUCAAGGCCCUGGCCUGGCUGGGACACGUCAUAGGAUACUCAGAUGCCCUGCGGAGGAUCUUGUGCCAGGUGGGUCUGCAGAGAGGGCUGGAGGGGGAGAACUCGUCGCUCGUGGACACCCUCAUGCUCUGUGACUCCAAGAUGUGGAAAGGAGCCAGGAAUGUCUACCACCAGCUCUUCAUGAGCAGCCUUCUCAUGGACCUCAAAUACAAGAAGCUGUUUGCCAUCCAGUUUGCAAAAAAUUACCGGCGCCUCCAGACAGAUUUUAUGGAGGAUGACCACGAGCGUGUAGUGUCAGUGACCUCUCUGUCAGUUCAGCUCUUCACCGUCCCCACCAUGGCGCGCAUGCUGAUCACCGAGGAGGACCUGAUGACCACCAUCAUCAGGACGUUCGUGGACCACCUGCGCCACCGAGACCUGCAGGGCCGCUUCCAGUUCGAGCGCUACACGGCCCAGCAGGCAUUCAAAUUCAGGCGCGUCCAGAGCCUCAUCGGAGACCUCAAAUACGUCCUGAUCAGUCGGCCUAAUGAGUGGAGCGACCAGCUCAGGGAGAAGUUCCUGGAGGGCCUGGACACCUUCCUGGAGCUGCUCAAGUGCAUGCAGGGCAUGGACCCUGUGGUGAGGCAGGUGGGCCAGCACAUAGAGAUGGAGCCAGAGUGGGAGGCGGCUUUCACCCUGCAGAUGAAGCUCACCCACAUCAUCUCCAUGAUGCAGGAGUGGUGCGCCACAGACGAGCGUGUGCUGAUUGACGCCUAUAAAAUGUGCCUGGCAGCCCUCACCCACUGCCACAGCGGCUUCACAGACGGGGAGCAGCCCAUCACACUGAGCAUGUCGGGCCACUCGGUCGACACCAUCCGCUACUGUGUCUCCCAGGAGAAAGUCAGCAUCCACCUCCCAGUGUCCCGCAUCCUGGCCGGUCUCCAUGUUCUCCUCAGUAAAUCGGAGGUGGCCUACAGAUUCCCUGAGCUGUUGCCCCUGAGUGAACUGAGCCCCCCCAUGCUGAUAGAACACCCCCUCCGCUGCCUGGUCCUCUGUGCCCAAGUGCACGCUGGGAUGUGGAGGAGAAACGGCUUCUCGUUGGUCAACCAGAUCUACUACUACCACAACGUGAAGUGCAGAGUGGAGAUGUUCGACAAGGACCUCACCAUGCUGCAGGCUGGGGCCUCCAUGAUGGACCCCAACCACUUCCUGAUGAUCGUGCUGAGCCGCUUCGAGCUCUACCACAUCUUCAGCUCGGCCGAGUGCAGGAAGAGAUACAACCGAGAGAACGCCAACAAGGAUGUGAUCCAGCAGAACAACACACUCAUAGAGGAGAUGCUGCACCUCAUCAUGAUGGUUGUGGGGGAGCGCUUCGUGGCCGGCAUCGGCCAGGUGGAGUCAUGUGACGAGAUCAAGAGGGAGAUCAUCCACCAGUUGUGCAUCAGACCCAUGGCCCACAGUGAACUGGUCAAAGCCCUCCCGGAGAACGAGAACAAGGAAACCGGCAUGGAGAGAGUGAUUGACUCGGUGGCUUCGUUCAAGAAGCCCGGCGUGACGGGCAGGGGACUCUACGAGCUCCGGCCGGAGUGCGCCAAGCAGUUCAACCUGUACUUCUACCACUACUCCCGCGCCGACCAGUCUAAGGCAGAGGAAGCGCAGAGGAAGCUGAAGAGACAGAAUGGAGAGGAUACGGCCCUGCCUCCUCCGGUGCUGCCUCCCUUCUGCCCGCUGCUGGCCAGCCUGGUGAACGUGCUGCAGUGUGACGUGCUGCUGAGCAUGCUGGGAGCCGUGCUGCAGUGGGCCGUGGAGCCCAGCGGGGGGCACUGGUCCGAGUCCAUGCUGCAGAGGGUGCUCCACCUGAUCGGCAUGGCGCUGCUGGAGGAGCAGCAGCAGCUGGAGAACAGCAGCGAAGACCACGACGUCACCUUCCACUUCACCCUGAAGAUCUCCCGCCCAGCGGAAGCCCCCAGUAACACGGCCAGUAUCCUGGCCCUGCUAGAGACCCUCCAGAACUCCCCCCACUUGGAGGUCCACAAAGACAUGAUCCGCUGGAUCCUGAAGACGGUGGCCGUUAUCAAGACGAUGAAGGAGAGGACCGUGGCUGCGCCGGUCACAACCAGCGGGGAACGUUCACAGGAGGAGCUGGUCCCGGACAAAGACAAGGCGGAGCGCAAGAGGAAGGCAGAGCUGGCCCGCCUGCGCCGGGAGAAGAUCAUGGCCCAGAUGUCUGAGAUGCAGAGACACUUCAUCGACGAGAACAAGGAGCUGUUCCAGCAGAGCCUGGAGGAGCUGGAGGCCUCCAGCUCCACAUCCAUGGAGCACAGCCCCACCACGCCGGACGCGGCGCUGCUGUGCGUGGGCCCGCGGCGCUCCCGGCCCCUGGAGAAGCGGCAGGUGGUCACCUGCAUCCUGUGCCAGGAGGAGCAGGAGAUCCGAGCGGACGGCAAGGCCAUGGUGCUGGCCGCCUUCGUCCAGCGCUCCACCGUCAUGUCCAAGAACCGCAAGAGGCCGCCGCACGACCCCGACCGCUACGACCCCCUCUUCAUGCACCCGGACCUGUCGUUUGGCACCCACACGGGCAGCUGUGGCCACAUCAUGCACUCUCACUGCUGGCAGAGGUACUUUGAGGCGGUGCAGGCCAAGGAGCAGCGCCGGCAGCAGCGGCUGCGGGUGCACACCAGCUACGAUGUGGAGAACGGCGAGUUCCUGUGUCCGCUGUGCGAGUGCCUCAGCAACACGGUCAUCCCCCUGCUGCCCCGCCGCGCCAAGACCUCCAGCAGCUUUGAGCAGCCUGGUCUGGAGCUGUGGAUGAAGAGCACCGGUCAGCAGGUCCGAGCCCUGCACUCGGCCCACAGGAAACUCAACCCAACCAGCACUGAGGAGAUGGAGGAGACCAAACCAGAGGACGAGAUCCCUCCACCGGACGGCUUCGCCGUGGACCACACUCCCACGAACCCCUACUCCAGCACCAUCAGGGAGAUGCUGACCACGUUCGGCACGGCGACCUACAAAGUUGGCCUGAAGGUGCACCCCAACGAGCAGGACGCCCGCGUGCCCAUCGUGUGCUGGGGCAGCUGUGCCUACACCAUCCAGUCUAUAGAGAGACUGUUGGUGGACGAGGACAAGCCUCUGUUUGGAAGUUUACCUUGCAGACAGGAUGACUGUCUGAGUUCUCUGGCCAGGUUUGGCUCGGCGUGUUGGAUAGCGACGAGUCUACCGACCGUACAGGCCCACUUUAUCAGACUUCUAGCAGCGCUGGUUCCAGACCCUCAGGAGAAGGCUCCAUGUAUCCUGGACAUAGACAUGUUCCACCUGCUGGUGAGCCUGGUGCUGUCCUACCAGGCGGUGCACUGCCAGGACUCGUCAGGGCUGAGCAUGGACGCAGCCCAGCUCCACUUCCUCCACCUGGUCACGGUGGGCCACCUGGUCCAGAUCCUCCUCACCUCAGGCCCAGUGGAGGCGGCCAUGGACCAGGAGAGUGGAGGAGCGGAGAGGGAGGAAGAGGAGGCCAUCUGCCGGCUCUACAACACAAUCAGAACACACCUGGGGAGUUCUCUACCUGAGCUGACCUCAGGGUGGCACCUGUGGCGCUGUGUAAAGGCUGGCAUCCUGCCCUACCUGAGAGCAGCUGCCCUCUUCUUCCACCACCUCAACGGAGCCCCCACCCCGCCUGAGCUGCACGCGUUAGGGUCCGGGCAGUGGGAGGUGCUGUGUGGGUACCUCAACCUGCCAACCAACCUGUUGCAGCUCUACUGCAGUUACCAGGAGCUGCUGGAGCCUCUGCUCAAGGGGUGGUGCUCUCACCCAGACAUGAGGCAGACUCUCCAGGGAGGCGGCUCUCUCGUCAGUUUUCCCAGAGAAUCGAAUCGCCUCAUAGACCUUCCAGAUGACUACAGCGCCCUCAUAAACCAAGCCUCCAGCUUUACGUGCCCCAAGUCCGGGGGGGACAAGUCUCGUGCGCCCACCCUCUGCCUGGUGUGUGGCACCAUGCUGUGUUCCCAGAGCUACUGCUGCCAGACGGAGCUGGAAGGGGACGACGUGGGAGCCUGCACCGCGCACACCUUCGUCUGCGGGGCCGGCCUGGGCCUCUUCCUCAGGGUGAGGGAGAGCCAGGUUCUCUUCCUGGCUGGUAAAACAAAGGGCUGCUUCUACGCUCCGCCAUACCUGGACGACUAUGGGGAGACGGACCAGGGCCUCCGGCGGGGGAACCCCCUGCAUCUGUGCCGGGAGCGCUACCGCAAGAUCCAGAAGCUGUGGCGGCAGCACAGUGUCACAGAGGAGAUCGGCCACGCCCAGGAGGCCAACCAGACCCUGGUGGGCAUCGACUGGCAGCACCUGUGAUGUCAGCCUCCGCACCAGAGGUCACGCGCGUCUCCAGAACUCAGGCACGCCGGGGGGGGGGGGGGUCUGCACAUGGGGGAGAGCAGUUGUCAUGGCAACAUUGCUUCACCUCUCUCCUGCCUCCUCUCCCUUCCUCUGUCCUUCAAGUCAGAGUGGAUGAAUGCAUGUAGGUUUUUCUUUUUCAUUUUGCCUAUAUCUUUGGGAAAGAAUGUGCUCUUUUCUUUGUAAUUUAAGAAUUUAAAGGAGAAUAUAUAUGUAUAUGUGUGUAUAUAUAUACACACAUAUACAUAAAGCAUAUAGCAACAUUGCAGCAUCGGGUCACCACGGAUCGCUGGGUGGGACACAGUCACUUAACAAUGACUUCUAGUAAUGCUUUUUUCAUUCUGCUCAUCAAAAAUGUGAUUAAAUUAUUUCUGAGGUAGAUGGCUGAAGAAUUUGAUUAUUUACGUUGGGAUUUGCUUUGCUACUAAACGCUUUGUGUUUGUUCUGAGCGAGCACAAAUGUAACCCCUCGCAUGGCAGGCAGUGAGUCAUCAGGAUCGCAGGCCGUUCCAUUUCAAUUGGAAGUCCAAAUCCUGUCCCACCAGUCGAAAGGAGAAAUCCCCCUUGUAAAUGAAUGUAUGUUUCGGUGAUUAACCUGAUAUUUGGAUUUUCUGCUUUUAUUGAAAUGGAAUUUUUUUCUGUGUCGGUGGCCCUGCUGAGAUGUAAACAGACUUCUGUCUGAUAGUACACCACAGUACUCACGGAGCCUCCUUCUCAAAACAGACUUCUGUCUGAUAGUACACCACAGUACUCACGGAGCCUCCUUCUCAAAAUGGACUUCUGUCUGAUAGUACACCACAGUACUCACGGAGCCUCCUCCUCAAAAUGGACUUCCAAAAACACAGCACUCAAAGAAUCCAAGCCAGCGCUGGGAGAGCACAGACACGUGUGGCUGUGUUUGCGUGUUCAACUCCUGCGUGCCUGUGCGUCUAAGUGUGGGAAUCGUAACGGGUGUGUGUCGGAACGUGGUAGUGUUGCUUCAAGUUUUGUACGUUUGCGUGUCUUGAAUGUAUUCAGACUAAUCUUGUCCGUUUUUCCUUUUUGUAACACUAUUUAAGUGAUCCCUUAACUUACAGACAAGCCUUUUAUUUGCAAGGCUAUCCUCCCAUGUUUGGUAAAUGUGUGUGUGGUUGGUUGGAGAGCCAUGUGAUGUAGUUUACUUUAUAUCUGACGUUGAUGUUGUGUUUUGAUGGGGUGCGUUUGUUUUUGGCAAUUCUUUUUGUAUUGACACUUUUUUUUGAAGUUGCGCAGAAGCCUUUUUUUUCUGUACCAGAACUGAGAGAUUUCUCCCUUUACCCCUACUCUCUUUUUAUAUGAACUGUGAAGUUUAUAUCAGACGCGGGGCCAAGUUCCUUUCCUGACCCUCCCCCUCAAGUUGUCUCAGGCUGUAGCCAGACGACAGACAAGCAGAAAGCUGUGCAUUACAGGUGGACUGAUCCAGGUCCAGGUAUCGUCCACCAAGCUUGGUAACUGAACAAGAUGAUUUUUCGCAGGCACUUUAGAGACUCACACACACACACACACUUCUCAGAAGUCGGGUGUUACUCUCCGCUGGCGUAUUGACAAGGGGUCCCAAGCCUUCCAUCAGUCCUUUGGCAUGCACUGAUGCUCACAUCCAUCAACAAGCUCCCAAUAUCAAGGCUGCAUUGCUAUUAUCA